Molecule: messenger RNA, 1390 nt
Organism: Rhodofomes roseus
Lineage: Eukaryota; Fungi; Basidiomycota; Agaricomycetes; Polyporales; Fomitopsidaceae
Product: cystathionine gamma-synthase
Exons: 13
Coding region: 58-1281 (407 amino acids)
Biological process (GO): transsulfuration
Cellular component (GO): cytoplasm
Molecular function (GO): carbon-sulfur lyase activity; pyridoxal phosphate binding
Source: RefSeq, a predicted model, not a curated record
AGACCCUAAUACGACCGUCCUCCUCCCCUCCAAAAAGGUCGUAUUUGCGGUCUGCCUAUGGGAGACUACUCUUGCAUACGAGUCGACAUGGCACCCAAAGCUGCACCAAAGUUGACUGGCACUGAGCUCGUUCACGGCGAUGACGAGCUAGUUCAUGGCAGAGAAGUAGCUGCGUCCAUCUCGGUCACAACGACCUUCAGGGCCCCCUUGCCUCCGGACAACACCCCUCUUAACCUAGACAACAUGGACUUGCGCAACCCGGAGAGGCACGUCUACUCUCGCUAUACCCAAGAUGUCAGUACGCGUGCGGAAAGGGUCCUUAGCAAAAUCAACGGUGGAUUUGCGUUGACGUAUGCGUCUGGCCUAGCGGCUUCGUAUGCAGCGUUAGUUCACUUCCACCCAAAGCGCAUCGCAAUUACAGGCGGGUAUCAUGGAUGUCAUAACACCAUUGAGGUGUACAAGCGUAGCCGAGGCGGCGACCUUCCCCUCAUCGGCUUAGACGAUGACUACCAACCGGGUGACCUCUGCUGGCUCGAAACGCCUCUGAACCCCACCGGCGAAGCACGAGAUAUCAAGUAUUAUGCCGAAAAAGCACAUGCUGCUGGCGCAAAAAUGCUAGUGGAUUCGACGUUCGCCCCACCUCCCUUGCAGUACCCAUUCAAAUGGGGCGCGGACAUGGUUAUGCACAGUGGAACGAAGUACUUUGGCGGACACUCGGAUCUGCUAUGCGGUGUUCUCGUCGUGCCAACCGAGGCCGAAUGGAAAACGCUAUGGACGCAGCGCACCUUCCUUGGGUCUAUGAUGGGGUCCCUCGAGUCGUGGCUGCUCCUGCGCUCCCUCCGUACGCUGCACCUCCGCGUACCGCGCCAGUCGGAAAAUGCUAAGGGGCUGGCUCGCUGGUUGAGCCAGGCUGCUGGUGGCAGAGCUUUUGACGGGAUCCCUGCCGGUGUCAUCGACACUGUUUGGCACUCGAGUCUGCAGGGCAAGGACAGCCGAGGAUUUGAGCCGAGUGCUCAGUUGGAAGGCGGAUGGAAUCCGACGUUUGCUAUUCUGUUGAAGAAUCCAGAGUAUGCUCGUUUACUUCCACAUUCAUUGGAAUUCUUCGUCCCUGCGACAAGUCUAGGAGGCGUCGAGUCUCUCAUAGAGCAGCGUAGCACAGUUGAUCCUGGAGCGGACCCUAGAUUGGUUCGUAUCAGCUGCGGCGUCGAAGACCUUGAGGAUAUGAAGACCGACUUGAGGCGAGCGUUCCAAGCAAUCGUGAAGCCUAAGGCGAGGCUUUGAAGGCAGCAUAUACUCAGUAUCUCUAGCCAAUGUACCUAUAUGAUGUAGCAUAGAUGUGAUGUGCUAACGCUCAACCAAUUGUUCCAACAAUUCAUGAUGCUUUUACGGA